AUGGAGAUCCGCACCUCUGCUGCUUCUUUCUUUCAGAAUAUUCUCUUGUCUGCUGAUGUGGAUCAGCUUCUGCCCCCGGAUCUUGAUGUGAUUCACGCUCUUCCUAAUACUGUAGAUAGAGAUGGUCUUUGUGCGACUCCUGAUGCGGCUGAGAUUCGAGCGACUGUCUUUGGGAUCAAUAGUGAUAGUACUUCAGGUCCAGACGGUUUCUCUUUUCUUUUCUUUCAACACUGUUGGGACUUUAUGGCAACUGACGUGAUUGCUGAUGUUCAGGAUUUCUUCUCUGGUGGUUUUAUGCCCUGUAGUUUUGUCGCCACUACCAUCGUCUGGCUCCCUAAGAAGACGAAUCCGGAGACUUGGGCUGACUACCAUCCUAUUAGUCUGUGCAACGUUACUAACAAGAUCAUUUCUAAGAUCUUGACCUCGCAUUUGGCACCCCUUCUUCCGUUGGUGUUGGCUCCAAAUUAG
Salvia miltiorrhiza (redroot sage) is the source of this 468-nucleotide messenger RNA. RefSeq lists its product as uncharacterized. Bases 1 to 468 code for a protein of 155 amino acids. The record is from RefSeq and is a predicted model, not a curated record. The transcript has a single exon. Lineage: Eukaryota; Viridiplantae; Streptophyta; Magnoliopsida; Lamiales; Lamiaceae.